Molecule: messenger RNA, 3917 nt
Organism: Dipodomys ordii (Ord's kangaroo rat)
Lineage: Eukaryota; Metazoa; Chordata; Mammalia; Rodentia; Heteromyidae
Gene: Osbpl11
Product: oxysterol binding protein-like 11
Exons: 13
Coding region: 49-2301 (750 amino acids)
Cellular component (GO): cytosol; intracellular membrane-bounded organelle; membrane
Molecular function (GO): sterol binding
Source: RefSeq, a predicted model, not a curated record
AGAGGUAUUCUCUCCCGCGCCCCGUGGGCACGCCACCUGGGAGUUAGGAUGCAGGGGAGCGAGCCGGUGUCCACCAUGAAAGUGUCGGAGAGCGAAGGGAAGCUGGAGGGCCUGGCCUCCGCCGUGACUCCGAACAAGAACAGCAGCAACAGCAGCUGCGCGGGCGGCGGCGGCAGCAGCAGCAGCAGCCGCGGCGGCGGUGCCAAAGGCUGGCAGUACAGUGAUCACAUGGAAAAUGUCUAUGGCUACUUAAUGAAGUAUACCAACCUUGUCACAGGGUGGCAGUACAGGUUUUUUGUUUUGAAUAAUGAGGCUGGGCUGUUGGAGUACUUUGUGAAUGAACAGUCUAGAAAUCAGAAACCCAGAGGCACCUUGCAGCUUGCGGGUGCUGUGAUAUCACCCAGUGAUGAAGACUCACACACCUUCACUGUGAAUGCUGCAAGUGGGGAGCAGUAUAAACUCAGAGCCACAGAUGCUAAAGAGCGACAACAUUGGGUUAGCAGACUUCAGAUAUGUACACAGCAUCAUACUGAAGCUAUUGGGAAGAAUAAUCCUCCUCUGAAGUCCCGGAGCUUCUCACUUGCAUCUAGUGGUAAUUCGCCCAUAUCCCAGAGAAGACCAAGUCAAAACGCCAUUUCUUUUUUUAAUGUUGGACAUUCCAAACUACAGUCAGUGAGUAAAAGAGCUCACUUACCUCCAGACCAUCUUGUGGAAGUCAGAGAAAUGAUGUCUCAUGCUGAAGGACAACAGAGAGACCUAAUUAGGCGGAUUGAAUGCCUUCCUGCUUCUGGCCUUCUAAGUUCCUUGGACCAGGAUCUCUUAAUGCUCAAAGCGACUUCCAUGGCAACUAUGAACUGCUUAAAUGACUGCUUUCAAAUUCUCCAGUUACAGCACGCAUCACAUCAGAAGGGCUCUUUGCCUUCAGGAACGACAAUCGAGUGGUUAGAACCAAAGAUACCUUUAUCAAACCACUAUAAAAAUGAGGCUGAGCAGCCCUUCACAACUGAGCAGAGUAAGCCUGUGGCAGUCCCAGAAGAGCAGUCUGUUGCAGAAUCUGGACUAUUAGCAAGGGAACCAGAAGAAAUCAACACUGAUGAUGAGAUCGAGGACACCUGUGAGAACAAGGAGGAUGACUUGGGAGCUGUGGAAGAGCAGCGCAGUGUUAUUCUUCAUCUUCUGUCCCAGCUCAAGCUGGGCAUGGAUUUAACCAGAGUGGUGCUUCCUACAUUUAUCCUAGAGAAACGAUCCUUGCUGGAAAUGUAUGCAGAUUUUAUGUCUCAUCCAGACCUAUUUAUAGCCAUCACUAAUGGAGCCACAGCAGAAGACAGAAUGAUUCGUUUUGUUGAGUACUAUCUUACCUCAUUUCAUGAAGGCCGGAAAGGUGCCAUUGCUAAGAAACCAUACAAUCCUAUCAUUGGAGAAACAUUUCACUGUUCUUGGAGGAUGCCGAAAAGCGAGGUAGCAUCCAGUAUUGCUAGCAGUUCUUCCACCCAGGCAGUCACAAAUCAUGCUCCUCUGUCAGAAGAACCUUUGGGACAGGUGGGAUCAGACUAUUACACAGUCAGAUUUGUUGCCGAGCAGGUUUCCCAUCAUCCUCCAGUCUCAGGAUUUUAUGCAGAAUGUGCAGAAAGGAAGAUGUGUGUAAAUGCCCAUGUCUGGACUAAAAGCAAAUUCUUAGGCAUGUCAAUAGGUGUGACAAUGGUUGGAGAAGGUAUCCUCAGUCUGUUGGAGCAUGGAGAAGAGUAUACAUUCUCCCUACCUUGUGCAUACGCCCGGUCAAUUCUGACUGUUCCUUGGGUGGAACUAGGUGGCAAAGUCAGCGUCAACUGUGCAAAGACUGGGUAUUCAGCAAGCAUCACUUUCCAUACCAAGCCAUUUUAUGGUGGCAAACUGCACCGGGUGACCGCUGAGGUAAAGCACAACAUUACCAACACCGUGGUAUGCAGGGUGCAAGGGGAGUGGAAUAGUGUUCUGGAGUUCAUUUACAGCAAUGGAGAGACAAAGUAUGUGGACCUGACUAAAUUGACAGUGACAAAGAAGCGAGUAAGACCACUGGAGAAACAGGAUCCAUUUGAGUCCAGACGAUUAUGGAAAAAUGUGACAGAUUCACUGAGGGACUCUGAAAUUGAUAAGGCCACCGAGCAUAAACGUACUCUGGAAGAACGCCAGAGGACUGAAGAGAGGCAUCGUACUGAAACAGGAACACCCUGGAAAACCAAGUAUUUUACUAAAGAGGGAGAUGGCUGGGUUUAUCACAAGCCCCUUUGGAAAGUCAAUCCCACGACACAACCAGCAGAGUGACAGAUGCUCUCUCGCUGUAAGACUUGACCAAAUGAGAUUCUUCUCUGUUUACCCCAAACCCUCUCAGAUCGGAGUCCUUGCACUGAGUGACCUGUUUCCUGAUUGCACAGACUAAAAUUAGCUAAGCAGGAAUGUCCCUCUAGGGCACUGUAACACUGCAGCAAGACCAAAGUGUUAACAUAAUGGACGGGCCUCCUGGCAACCUGUUCAUUCGAUGUGAGCAAUACCAUCUUAAAACCUUUUACCUGAAUUAUUAGGUGGUUAAUCUUUUAUCCAGUUCCUGGUCCUCAAGCUGUUUGAAUCCUCUAUUUUGCACAGGGGCAGCAGAUACACACAAGGUGAGAACUCAGUGACUUUGAUUUCUUUGUAGUGAAAAGUGAAGUCUCUCUCAGAGUUUGUGUUUUGCUUUCUGUUCAUAACUGAAGUACACUACUCUUAUAAACCAACCAAGAGGAGGAAGAACAUGAUCCAGAAGUGGAUUCAGCCGUUGUGCCUGAAAAAAAAAAAUCAGUGUUAAUAUAUCACCAGGUUGUAGUAACAAGGCAUUUUGUUUCUUCAAAGACUAUGUGCCUGUGUCUGAGGAACUCAUCCAUUAUCCACCUCUGUUGGAACUCUCUUUUAAAAAGUAUAUUUAUAAAUCAAUUAGAAUUAUAACCAUGGAGAAUUUUUUCUUCUGACCAUUUUAAUAUACUUGAAAACAACAUUGACUUGAAAAGUUUCAGAACAUUUUUCACUACCUAGUUUUAUUAAAUAUUACAUGUAAGAGACAAUUUUUUAAGAUAUGUUCAUGUCAAUAUGAUGAGGUCUUGGCCUUUCUCAAGAACAAAGGCAUUCAAGAAAAUAGCAAAUAUUUUAAAGUAGAACUGUUUUUUUUUUUCUUAUCUUUUUUCCAUUUGUAGGUUAAUAGUCAGUAUUAUGUGUUAUCCAUCUGGAUAAAUUUGCUGUAUCUUACCUCUGUUCAUUCAAAAAUUAAAUGACUAUUCAUAUUUGUCAGUAAUUCAGUUAUAUAUGUGACUGAGCAUAUUUAAUCUUGGUUUUAGUUUUCUUUUCAAGAAAUUUAAAUGCAGAAGAAAGAGUGGAAAUAAAAAAAGAUCAGGAAGUUGCAUUCAGGUACAAAUCUUUUUUAAAUCAGUAUUUUAUUGAAGAGUUGCUGACAAUUAAAAAGAAUAGUGUGAAUUAUGGUUUUCAUCAUUCAUUCUAGUAUUUAUUGAGCACCUGUUUAAGGUGCUCAACACCUGUUACUGCAAGCUACCUUAAUUUCCCAAGAGUGGUGCCUUACUCUGUUUCUUCUGAUGUGGUCUUCCAAUCAGUGUGCGUAACUUGGACCUGUUAAUAAUCAACAGCCCUUUUAGAGGGCUGUGUCUCUCGCACCAUCAUAAGAACUGUAAGCUUUCUGCUCUCAAUUUUAUUUUGUUAGAGGGGCACUAUAGUAGAACAAAAACAGCAAAACAAUUUUUCAACAAAUUGUAAACUAUAAGAAAAAGAAUUGGUUUGUGAACAACCAUUUUAAUGAUUCGCUAUUCAUUUUUGCCGUGAAAUGCACUGAAAAAAUCUCAAAAUGAGCUAUAGUUCAUGUGUUGAGAAAAUUGAAAAUUAAUAAAAGUAGAGAACAUUGA